Molecule: messenger RNA, 6161 nt
Organism: Rana temporaria (common frog)
Lineage: Eukaryota; Metazoa; Chordata; Amphibia; Anura; Ranidae
Gene: WDR26
Product: WD repeat domain 26
Exons: 15
Coding region: 16-2280 (754 amino acids)
Biological process (GO): proteasome-mediated ubiquitin-dependent protein catabolic process
Cellular component (GO): GID complex
Molecular function (GO): protein binding
Source: RefSeq, a predicted model, not a curated record
ACCUCCUCUUCGGUCAUGGCCGGAAGUGAUCGUUCGUCCAGUAUAGGCAUUUCCGGUGACGUCACGGCCCGGACUCCAUUAGUGCCGCAGCUGAGGGGGGAAGAAGCAGCCGCUGCCAGUGACAGCCCCGGAGCCGAGCAGUAUCGCGUCCCCCCCUCCCUCCCCGCUCCCCCCUUACCUCCCUCCUCCUCCUCCCUGUUCUCCUCCCCGGGAGGGGGACUGCGCCGUGUCCUCCCAACCUCCUCCACCACGGCCGCUCUCGGCGAGGAAAGUCUGGCCUCCGCUUCCUCCGACUCGGACACCGGGCGAGCGUCCCCUCCCCCGCGGAAGAAGCUCCGAGCCUCGGAGGGGGCAGCGGCAGAGGCGGCAGGGCUAGUCACAGGGAACAUGCAGGCAAACGGGGCGGCGGCGGGCGGAGCGGAGCCGGGGUCCCCCCCUUCCUCCUCCUCCCCCUCCUCGUCCUCCACCAUGGCCGCCCAGAACGGCGGAGAGCUGCCGGCCCACUCCAAUGGCCUCCUCGCCAGCAGCAACGGAGACUCCUGUGCCGCCAGCAGCAGCAGUGGCGGAGGAGGUGGUGGUGGUGAGGGCACCGAGCAGCCCGGCCUGAAGAAGAAGAAGAGGCUGAGCCAGGCAGACGAGGACGUCAUCCGUCUCAUAGGGCAACACCUGCACGGCCUGGGCCUCAACCAGACGGUUGACCUCCUCAUGCAAGAAUCAGGAUGUCGCUUAGAACAUUCUGCGGCUACCAAAUUCCGCAACCAUGUCAUGGAAGGGGAGUGGGACAAGGCGGAGAACGAUCUUAAUGAACUCAAGUCCUUAGUGCACACUCCUCAUUCAGUAAUGGCAUGUCGUCCAGCUGCUGGGAGUUCGGGAAGUGACCAUUCCUCCUCCUGCCCCACUACGGAUGUCAUCCGGCGGAUGAAGUUCUUAUUGCUACAGCAGAAGUACCUAGAAUACUUGGAAGAUGGCAAAGUCCUAGAAGCACUUCAGGUCUUGCGCUGUGAGCUGACACCAUUGAAAUACAAUACAGAGAGGAUUCAUGUCCUCAGUGGGUAUUUAAUGUGUAGCCAUGCUGAAGACCUUCGUGCAAAAGCAGAAUGGGAAGGUAAAGGGGCACCAUCUCGCUCUAAACUUCUCGAUAAACUCCAGACAUACUUGCCACCCUCGGUUAUGCUGCCCCCCAGACGCCUGCAAACUCUGCUACGUCAAGCGGUUGAGCUGCAGCGUGACCGGUGCCUCUAUCACAAUACAAAACUUGAUAACAAUCUGGAUUCUGUGUCCUUGCUGAUUGAUCAUGUCUGCAGCAGAAAACAGUUUCCAUGCUUCACACAACAAGUCCUUACAGAGCACUGUAACGAAGUGUGGUUCUGCAAGUUCUCCAACGAUGGCACUAAACUAGCAACAGGAUCAAAAGACACAACUGUUAUUAUAUGGCAGGUUGAUCCAGACACACACCAGCUGAAGUUACUGAAGACGUUAGAAGGCCACGCUUACGGAGUUUCUUAUCUUGCCUGGAGCCCUGACGACAACUAUCUUGUUGCUUGUGGUCCAGAUGACUGCUCUGAGCUGUGGCUAUGGAAUGUACAGACUGGCGAGUUGAGAACGAAAAUGAGCCAGUCCCACGAAGACAGUUUGACAAGUGUGGCCUGGAAUCCAGAUGGGAAGCGAUUUGUAACUGGCGGACAGCGGGGGCAAUUCUACCAAUGUGACCUGGAUGGCAACCUGCUGGACUCCUGGGAGGGCGUGAGAGUGCAGUGUCUGUGGUGCUUAGGUGACGGCAAAACUGUUCUGGCAUCAGACACUCACCAGCGGAUCCGGGGCUAUAACUUUGAGGACCUCACAGAUAGAAACAUCGUUCAAGAAGAUCACCCAAUCAUGUCAUUCACAAUAUCAAAAAAUGGAAGACUAGCAUUGUUAAAUGUAGCUACUCAGGGCGUUCAUUUAUGGGACUUGCAAGAUAGAGUUUUAGUGAGAAAAUACCAAGGCGUGACGCAAGGCUUUUACACAAUACACUCGUGUUUUGGCGGUCACAACGAAGACUUCAUCGCCAGCGGCAGUGAAGGUAAAGAUCACAAAGUGUACGUGUGGCACAAGCGCAGCGAGCUGCCCAUCGCAGAGCUGACCGGACAUACGCGCACAGUAAACUGCGUGAGUUGGAACCCUCAGAUUCCCUCACUGAUGGCCAGUGCUUCUGACGAUGGUACUGUUAGAAUAUGGGGACCAGCACCUUACAUAGACAACCAGGACUUUGAAGAGGAAAUCAGUAGCAUGGACAGUUGAUGGUGAUCGCGCUGAAGACGACUUCUCUCUAACUUAAAAUUAGUCGUAUUUUUAAAAUGGCUUGGGAAUGGUGCAAACAAAAGAUCGAUAGCUGGACAGAUGCUUGUCACAAGAGAUUAAAAAAAACAAUAAAAACAAGCAAACCUACAAGUCUGAUGCCCCAUGGGGGGCAAUCAUUUUCCACCCUGCUUCAUAGUACCCAGCUCCGAUGAAGCACGUCGUUAGAUUGUUAUUGGACACCGUGUUACCCUCUCCCCCCCUUCCAUCGGUUGUGAAGAACUGUGCUAUACUCCAACUCUUCAUCGAACUCAGUAUAUUUUCCCUUCUGCCUUUUUGUCUGGCAGCCUACCAUCCUUGUUGCUCUUCUGUGUAAUGAAGUUUAAAAAAUGCUUGUUUGGAAAAAAAAAAAAAUUAACAGUUUAGAAGGCUUGAUAGAUUGCUUUAGUCUGAGUAUCCAUUUAAUAGGAAAGUAUUUUUUCCUCUCAUUUCAUAAAACUCUCUCUCUGCUUUAUUUAGCUUGAGAUCUUUCCAGCUUGGUUCAUGAGAAAAAAAAAUCGUAGCUUUACGAUUUCUUUUAAUUUUUAUUUCCCCCCCCCCCCCUCACCCCCCCUCCCCUUUCACGGAGGGGGGAAAAAUUGCAAAUUUCCGGUUCCAAAACAGUACACGAUGUGACAUUUUCGAGAACAUCGCAUUUGACAGUAGUAAUAAAAAAAAAAAAAAAAGAAUUUGUAUUUUUCAAACUAUAAAGCAUUAAGUGUGUUACACCCCUGUAUUGGGUUAACAGCACAAUUUUUUUUAAAUAAAUUAUUUAUAGGAAUAUAUCGACUUGAUUUGUAUAAGUUCAAAACUGAAACCAGCUAUUGUAUGUAAUCAUUUAACAGCUGCACGGAAGCCGUUUUUGUUUGCUUGGCAACCAUCGUUGCCCAUAAAGUCAAGCUGGGUGAAGAAUGGGAAAUCCGGUCCCCUCCCCCACCCAACACGACCUCUCCCAAAAACGUUAUCUUGGCGUCCAUUUGUUUUGCUGCUGAUGCUUGACUGAAUUUUCGUUAACGCACAGGGGAUGAACCUUGUUGGGUGAAACCUAAGACGCCUUGUAUUGAAAUGUCUAAAAACAUUUCUACACUUUUUUUUUUUUUGCUGUUUUUGGAGGAUGGGGGGGGGGGGGGGGCAGGAUUCAGUACUACAAUGGGACUUAGGGACUCCAUUGGACAUCGCUGGGAGAUCUCCCCUUGCUCAGAUGCUGUCACUGCCCAAGUUCUCCCGAUCUGAUUCCUUGUGAAGGAUGACAGUCAAGCUUUACCAGUUUUAUCACUUUUUAACCAAGCUAAGGAUAAGUUGGUUGGAAGAUUUAAAGAGACAUGGUCAGCAGCUAAAGUUAUACAGGCACACCCAGUGCUAUUAAAAUGGGAAAAUUGGCAUUUGGCCUCAUUCACACCAUACAGGAAAAAAAAUAAAGGGAAAAACUGUGCAGAUUUCACUGUUUACAUCAGUUUUCAGUACAAGAGAAUGUCACCAGCACACCGUGGAUCUCCAGAAUGAGUCCAAAACUUUAUUCAGCGAUAACAUUGUUUCAGCAGAAGCAACGUUUUAGAGCCCUGCAGGACUUUUGUCAGACAUGUAACUAUAGUUGGAUAGAUCUCGCACCCUGUGUCAUCACUUUCUCCCCUGCCCUCUUCACACCACAAUGUUAAUGUCGCGUCAAUUUUUUUUUCUUUUCCAGGCAGAAAAUCUGCAUACAUCUUGCAUAUUCCUGUGCAGAAAAAAAAUAUCUGCACAUGAUACCAGUGUUGUGGUGUGACCAGGGCACUUGGAGAACAUUUCGUUUUUUUGCACGCAUUCUGCAAAGAGACAAAGUCUUUACCCAUGGUGUGAAUGAGGCCUUGUCACUGAUCUCUUUAUGAAUCUUUGUCUGUGUUCCUGAAAGAUCUGUUGUGGGUUCUCUGACGGUGUCGGAGGCUUCCCUGUGCACUGAGAACGAGGGUUCCCCCCUAAUGAAUGUGCAGCCAUCAGUGAUCACCAUAGUGGUCUGAGAGUAAUCGAUAGUCAAGUUUCAUCACAUUGGGCACCAUGUUUAUCUUCAGCUGAGCAGGGAGCUGUGAUGUCAGUUUGGGUGAUGGGGUGGUGGCAGCAGACAGGCUCAAGAAGCCCUUUAACACUUUUAGGUAGUGUUGCAUGGUUUCACAACAGAUUUCUUAGAAAUGGAGCCAAAUAUUGAUUUGAACUAUUGGUGAACCUUUUUUCUAUAUUUACGUCACUGAGUGUGCCUAUAAAGCUUUUAGGUAGUGCUAGUCUGGUCUUAUUAAAUAAAAUAUACAAAUUUAACAAAAAUAAGCCACAGUAAACAUUACUGUUGUUUUUAUCAAGUGCCAACCAUGCAAAAACACUGGGUGGCAUAGUAACAAUUUGAGCGUUGAUAUGUACACCCCUAUAUUCUAACUAGUAGUGCUAGCAAACCAUACAGUUUACAUAGUAACAGUGCUAGAGUGUCAUGACCAUGUAGUGAAUGUCUCCAGGAGUGUAUAUAGAGUUUUUUUCUGGUGACAGCAGCAGCUUUGGUGAAAAACCAAGCCUGGCCUCUCACCAUUGGUGUUGGGUAGGGAGAUCUCCCAGACUCGGUCCAUGACAGCAGUACAGACCUGCCCCACUUCACCCAGGACAAGAACCUGAUUUGAGUGAUGUUGCUCAUGACAACACAGUAUGCAUUACCUGUAGCAGCCAAUCAUAUUCUUUGAAAAAAAACUAAAUUCUACACAGCAUUGGGUCCUAGCUAUUUUAGUUGGCAUUGACCUGGCAAAAGGAGGUAGGGGCACGUCUAAAAGUUGCACAGGCUGAAACUUUUUUUUUUGGACAAAGCUUUAUUGUUGUUAGAAGCUGAUUGGCUACCGUGCACAACUGCACUGAAUUUUGCACUCUCCAGUUUUAGUAAAUGAACCCCAAUGUCUAUACGUGAUUACUUUCAUAUAAGCCAAGUACCAACUCGGAAGUAUUUUAUGGAAAAGGCAAUUUAACGAAAGAUGGCUGUAGAGAUUUCUGGUGUGAGCUGGCUGUAUUCACUAGACAUAAUGUAAUAGCUGUCAGCUGCACAGUUGUAGUUUAAUGUAUAAGAAUCAUCAGCAUCUCUCAGAAGUUUGCAAUAGAUGGGGGGGGGGGGGGAGCAGCGCAAGUCUAGAAAUGGAUGGCUGCUUAUCCUUGACUUGCUACCAAGACCUGAUGGGAUCUUCCUUGUGAAUCGGGUGUUGAAUUGAUGUAGUGCAUGCACACCAUAAGGUUGAAUGCAGUUUUUUCCCCCCCCAUAGACCAUGGGAUGAUGGGUGAGCAGGCUGAUAUUUUAAUAAACACUUUGAUAAGCGAUGCUGAUAUUCUAAAGUGCAUUAUUACUUUGACAUUAACCCUUCAAUGACCCAGCUGUUGCAAACUGUCUGGACCUGCUAAUAUUGGGACAGUUAUUGCCAUUUUCCAAAUAACAUUCCCCACUUGCUAUAUCAAAAAAGCGGAUUUGGAAUAUUCUGGGGCCUGGCCCUUUGCAUGUCGCUAACUAAAAAUAUAAGCAUCUGAUUGGUUGCUGCAGGCCAUUUACCGUUCUUAUGUUCAAUACCGUUGUGUUGGCCAGACAGGCCAAAUACCUCUGCUAACCAAAUGGCCAACAAUGGCAUCCCAGGGAGAAAUGGGAUGUAUAAGUGCCCUGUUAUUUGCUAGGGCUCCAUCCAGUCAUUUUAUUUUGGAAUGGUUCCGGCAGCUGUUGCAUCUUCGUUUUUAAAAAGUCAAAUUAGGAGAGACCAUCAAGGGUGUCCUCUCGCCUGUUACAGCAGGGAAACCGGACUGUCCCUCCCUUGCCUUCAUUGGUUUUCUCUAGCAGAUUAAACUAUAUGCUUUUUAUGGCU